Messenger RNA from Angiostrongylus costaricensis, 957 nucleotides. Lineage: Eukaryota; Metazoa; Nematoda; Chromadorea; Rhabditida; Metastrongylidae. The record is from the annotation of a GenBank genome assembly.
AUGGACUUGUCACUUCUUCCUGAAGAGGUACUGGUGAAUGUUCUCAGGCUAACCACUCCAACUACGGUUAUAGCCGCAAAAAGACUAAACAAAAAACUGAACCGAAUCGUCGAGCGAAAUCAUCUCGGAAAACCUCGUGUUGAUGAUUUUAACGUCGAAAUGCGAAGUUAUGUUGGAAGAACACGCCCAGUUGGUAAACUUCAACCGAAGAACUCGUCCGGAAAACUUCAUCGACGAAUAGUAGUGACUAUAAAGCGAAAGAAUAAAAGCAGAAAUGUAGUUGAGGAAGGAAUCGAAGGACCCAGCACCUACGGCAUUGACCUCAUUGGUGAGGAAAUGAAAAAGGUGCUGUUGCUCGAUCGUCUUUCAUUCGAUGGUGUUACAGCCGAUACUGAAUUUUAUAAUAUGCUAACAGCAAAAUGGAACGACUUAAGGUGUGUUCGCAACUUGUCGUUUACGUUAUGUCGCCUAAAAUUUUCUGAAGAGCAGAUGUUAUCGUUGUUGACACGGACCGCAUGUCAUUCCCUCACCCUUGAUUUCUGUCACUUUGAACAUGACAUCGUCAGCGACAAGGUGUUGGGAGCAAUCGUGUGUCUACAAAGUCUACGUGUUCAGCCUCGAUCGAACGUGUUCCUUCAUCAACUGACGAAUGCAACGCUGCGCAAUUGGGCCACAUCACCGCCCACCACGAUUGCACUCUACAGUUGCGUCACUAACAUCACACUACAAGGCAUUUUCGACAUGAUUAAAUGUUUGAGUGACGACUCGAUAGUGGACUGGGAUUUCGGCCGUGUGCUGCCCUGUGAAGGUGUUGAUGGACAACUAUUCUCGAUGAUGUCUUUAUCCGGAAUGACAAUCUUUAUCUGUGAUGACUUCCGCUCGCGACGAGUUCAAAUAGCACGCGGAGCAUCACGGAUCGCCUUCAAUCUUAUCAAAGAGGAAGCGUUCACCGCUUGA